Molecule: messenger RNA, 2532 nt
Organism: Vespula pensylvanica (western yellowjacket)
Lineage: Eukaryota; Metazoa; Arthropoda; Insecta; Hymenoptera; Vespidae
Product: venom carboxylesterase-6-like
Exons: 8
Coding region: 80-1870 (596 amino acids)
Source: RefSeq, a predicted model, not a curated record
AUGUAUAUAUACGUAUAACAUACAUACAUAGAUUAUAUCGAGAGUGUCCCCGUUAAACUGCUUUCACCUCGUUUCGAAGAUGUUGUCGAGUAAUCGAAGGUAUACCAACAUGGUAUGGACAUUGGCGAGUUUACUUUGGCUGUUCGCCAAUCUUAUUACAAUUUCUCUUUGUCAAGAAAAAGAGGAAUCGCCAAAAGUACAAAUUAAAAAUGGCACGUUGAUCGGUUCGUUUAUGAGAACGAGAAACCAACGUAAAUUCGCUGGAUUCCGUGGUAUACCAUACGCAUUACCACCACUUGGCAAACUCAGAUUCGAACCACCACAACCGAUGACCUCGUGGAAAGGUACGUUGGAUGCACGAAAUGAUGCAUCAAUAUGCACUCAAAGAAAUAUUUAUACUCAUCAAGAAGAAAUCGUUGGUUCGGAGGAUUGCCUUUAUCUAAAUGUUUAUACACCUAAAGUACCUAACACAAACGAAGAAAAGAACCCUCGACAUAAUUUUCCCGUUAUGGUUUGGUUCCAUGGUGGUGGUUGGGUCACCGGUGCCGGUCAUUCCGAAUUUUAUGGACCUAAAUUCUUUUUGGAUCAUAACGUUGUCCUUGUUACGUUGAAUUUCAGACUUGGCCCACUGGGAUUUUUAAGUACGGAGGACUUGGUAUCGCCUGGAAAUCAAGGUUUAAAGGAUCAGGUUCAGGUACUUCGAUGGAUUAACGAAAAUAUUGCUGCAUUCGGUGGCGAUCCGAAUAGAGUGACAAUUUUUGGUGAGAGUGCUGGUGGUGCAAGCGUUCAUUAUCACAUGACGAGUAAUCUCUCAAAAGGUCUAUUCCAGCGUGCUAUAUCGCAAAGUGGCAACGCUCAUUGUCCCUGGACCUUAACGAGACCUGGCGAAGCCAAAAGAAAGGCAGAAACUAUUGGAAAACUUUUUAAUUGUCCGACCGAUGACUCGAUGGCAAUGAUAAACUGUCUUAAAACGAAAGACGCGUCCGACAUUAUUGGCACGGAUCGAACGUUUCAGGAAUUCGAUUAUUGUCCGAUGAUACCGUUCAGGCCAGUGAUCGAGCCCGAUCAUUCAAAUGCCUUUAUUACCAAGGAUCCCAUUGUUAGUACAAAAAUUGGUACAGUUUUGGAUAUACCAUGGAUGACAGGUGUUACUUCGGAGGAGGGAUCUCUCAGAGUACCAUCGCUCUACACUCUACACGAUGGAGAACUGAUCAAGAAAAUGAACGAUGAUUUUCCGAACGUUGCACCGUUGACCUUGUUACACGGUGAAACCUGUCCUGAUCAUUUGCGAGAUAUAAUUAGUCAUGCGAUACGAGAAUUUUAUUUCAAGGGAAAUCCUAUAGAUAAUUCCACUCGUUUUCAAGUUAUCGAUAUGUAUAGCGAUGCUUGGUUCAAUCAUUGUACUCGCACGUCGAUUCGUGAUUUUUACAGAACCCAAUCGUCCCCAAUUUAUUAUUAUUAUUUCUCUUACAAAGGUAGCGCCUCAUUUAGCAAAAUAUUCGGCGAUGAUAGCAUGGAUUACGGUGUAACGCAUGCCGACGAUUUGCAAUAUUUAUUUCCGGUUGGCGAACAAUUAUUUCCGGACGUUCCAUUGUCCAAAGAGGAUCAUAAAAUGAUCGAUAUUAUGACGCUACUUUGGUUCAAUUUCGCUAAAUCUGGAAAUCCCACGCCAGAAAUAACAGAAACUAUAACGGAAAAAUGGAAGCCAGUGAAGAGUGAGUCAUUAGAAUAUUAUCGUAUAAGCAAUUCAAUUUUAUCUAUGUCGGACGAUCUUCAUCCAGAAAGAAGAAAGUUUUGGGAUAAUUUGCCGGAAUGCAUUAAUCGGGAUAACGCGAAUAAGAUACCCCAUGGUAUUAAGGAGGAAUUAUAAAAUCGCGAGUUGUCGCGAUCGAUCUGUUGUCGCAUUAGAAAAUUAUUAGAAAAGUUAUAUGUAAUUAAAACGAGACUGUAUUUAACACAAAUUGUUUCCGAACAUCGUUAAAGGAAAAUGUUUUUAUAUAUCAUUAGAAAUGGAUAUUUCUAUUGGAACAGGAAUUUUAUAUGACUGAACAUAGAUUAUUAUAAUACAAUGAGGAUCUCACUACGUGAGUUUAGUACUGUUCCGUCUGAGUUGAUAUAAAUGUAGAAAUAAAAAAAAAAAAAAGAGAGAGAGAGAGAGAGAGAGAGUGAGAAUGAAGGAAAAAAGAAACAUACAUUAUUAUAUAAAUACGUACGUAGGUAUAAAAAUAAAUAUGAGCAAUAUAAAUAGAAAAAAAUAUGUAUCGACGAUUAAAAUCUAUUUAUCAUGCUCGUCGAAAGAAGCGAUCAGCAAUUUUUUUUUUUUUUUUUUUUUUUUUAACGUUACGAAGUGUAUGAAGCUAAAGAUCGUACGAAAAAAAAAAAGGAAAGAAAAAGAGAUAUCUCGCUAAUUAAAUUAAUAUUUGGUUUUAGUCGAUAACAUUGAAAUAUAGUCAUAAAUUUACGACUAUAUUUCUCCUUUUAGAAAUAUAUUGGAAUAAUGAAAUAAAAUAAAUUAAAAUUAUAAAAAACAAA